Messenger RNA from Ostrinia nubilalis (European corn borer), 5260 nucleotides. Its product is annotated as putative glycerol kinase 5. Gene Ontology annotation, cellular component: mitochondrion. The record is from RefSeq and is a predicted model, not a curated record. Gene Ontology annotation, molecular function: phosphotransferase activity, alcohol group as acceptor; kinase activity. Gene Ontology annotation, biological process: glycerol-3-phosphate biosynthetic process; glycerol metabolic process; phosphorylation. NCBI's taxonomy places the organism in Eukaryota, Metazoa, Arthropoda, Insecta, Lepidoptera, Crambidae. The transcript is spliced from 11 exons. Bases 157 to 1776 code for a protein of 539 amino acids.
GAGACAGUUAACAGAUGAUUUGUUAACUCAAGAAAACUUGUCGUGUACAAAAAAUUACAAAUCAAAAUAAAUAAAUAAGCUCAUAAAUGCAAUUUCUAUGGAUAAGUGAAGUAUUAACCUAGAUCGUUUGAUAAAGUAAACACACAGCUUGGAAUUAUGGAAGAAAAGUAUAUAUUGACUCUUGAUAUUGGCACGACUACAAUUCGCUCUUUUAUUUAUAAUUCAAGAGCUGAAGUAGUUGGUAAAGCAACUGACCAGGUGAUACUUCACUAUCCACAGCCAGGUUUUGUUGAAAUAGAUCCUGACGAAUUGUGGUCUGCAGUUGUUAGUGUAGUGAAAAAAUCCCUGCAAGAUGCAAGUCUCUCGGCGGGGCAGAUGUCUGCUAUGGGUAUUUCGACCCAACGGAGUACGUUCAUCACCUGGUCCCGAACUAGUGGGAAGCCGUUCCAUAGAUUUAUCACGUGGAAAGAUAUGAGAGCGGACAGAUUAGUUCGGCAAUGGAAUGAUUCCUAUACUUGGAAGCUCAUCAAAGCUGGUGCAUACGCUUUAUAUCUAGUGACAAGAAGUAAAAGAUUCAGAGCUGGAAGUGCUCUAAGAUUUAUGAAUUCUCAGACUACGUUAAGACUGCACUGGGCCGUGAACAACGUACCAGAGUUAAAGACGGCCAUAGAUGAAGGAGACGCUAUGUUUGGGACACUGGACUGUUGGCUAUUGUAUAAACUAACAGGUAACAAAAUCCACAUGACGGACGUAUCAUCGGCAUCAGCUACUGGCUUCUACGACCCGUUCACGAUGCAAUGGGCCGGUUGGGCCAUGACGCUGUUCAAAAUACCAGAAGAAGCGCUGCCAAUGGUAGUGGACACCGCUGGUGAUCACUUCAUCAGCACUUCUCCUGCUAUAUGGGGCCAUCCGAUACCCAUACGGAGCUCGAUGGCAGACCAAACAGCAUCCAUGUGGGGUUCAUGUUGCUUCGAAGUUGGUGACGUCAAACUGACCAUGGGAACUGGCACAUUCUUCGACAUCAAUACGGGGUCGCAUCCCCAUGCUAGCGUAUCUGGCCUGUACCCCGUAGUGGGAUGGCAGAUAGGCAAGGAGCUGGUGUACUCGGCUGAAGGAGCCAACAGCGAUACCGCGUCGAUCAUCAAGUGGGCGCAGGCUUUAGGUUUAUUCGAAAAUCCAGAAGAUACGGCGGCAAUUGCUCAAUCAGUUCCAGAUUCAGAUGGAGUUUACUUCAUUCCAGCAUUCAGCGGUUUGGGACCCCCAUACAACGACGGGACCGCCGCCUCAGGGUUCGUGGGCAUGAAAGCUUCAACCACUCGAGCGCACCUGGUUCGAGCGGUGCUAGAAUCGCUCGCGUUUCGCACUGCGCAGCUUUAUGACUGCGUGCGCAAUGAGACUGACUUCGAUUUUCACAGUAUAAGACUGGACGGAGGCGUGUCUAACAACGACUUCGUGGCUCAAUUAGUGGCUGACCUGACCGGACUGAGGGUGGAGCGGCCAGUCAAUGUGGAGAUGUCUUCGCUAGGAUGUGCUCACAUUGUGGGGCUACAGUUAGGUAUCUGGAAAUCCAAAGAAGAGCUCAUAACCCUCAGAAAGGUAGGUUCGGUCAUGAAACCUCGCCGCGAAUCCCGCCGAAACUACCAGGCGCACAUAGCUCGCUGGGAGGACGCCGCUCGCCGAAUGUGCGGUUGGUACUCUCGCAAACCUUCCCUCCCCGAUGACGUCACACCUUCCAGUAAGGGUGGGAACAGAAGAAACGGCCGAGCGUCAAAAUAGCAAUGGCUUUUCUGCGCGAUCGUGGUGACUAUCGCGUGCCUACCGGUAUACAGGUGAUAUAAACUGCGUAGGGGCGCUAGGGUGUGCCCCCACCUUUAUAAUUGGUUGAUCGGUUAAAACUUUAAGUCGGUUGCGGAUGUUUGCAGGAAUUCUGAUUUUGUUUGUUUUCUUGUUGGCAACACUGAGUUGUUGUAAUUGAGAUAAAUAUAAAUAGAAUUUCAGUUGAAAACUUGAAACGGUUGUUUUGCACAAUUCUUAAAAUAACAUUGUAACUAUACUUUUUGUUUGUUGUAACAAAAAUAAUAAGAAGGCCUUUCUUCUGGUUUUGUAGUCCGUCCAAAUGUUAACAAAACAUAGUAGGUUACGUUGCAGAAUAUAUUUAUAAUAUUGACGUUAAUUCAUAUUGUUUAUAAUAUCACUGGCAACAUUCGAUAACAUUGUGUAUGUUACUGCCAACAUUAGAAUUUCUGCAAACAGCGUUUAGAAUUUUUAUACGAAAUGUUUUUAUGGUAAUGACAGCAAUCAGAUUUUAUGCAAUAAAUAAUUUUAUAGCUGUAGUUUAGCAAAUUGGUUUCACUAAGGAAUAAUUAUUGUAAUUAUUUAGUAGAAAUAUCUGAUUGUUUAUGGUUAGUAGAUGAAUUAUAUUAGAGUUUUUACUGUACAUUCUAUAGUGCAAUAAGUAUUAUAAUGCCUUGUAUCCAUGACCAUAAUAAUUAUUGUAAUAAGCGAUUCCUUUCUUAUCUUGCCAUAUUUUUAUGUCUUGUUCAUUUUAGUUGUUAUUCUCUGUGUAUACUAUACAUACGCCAUUAAGAGGCAAAAGCAAGCACAUGUCAUUUUUUGUAGGAAUACUUAAAAUAUUUUAAAUUCUGUUCUAAGAAUGUUAAUAUUUUCCUUACAACAAUAAUAAUAUUCAAUAGUACUGGUUCACACGCCUAUAACUCAUUCAUAUAGGUAGGUGGAUAGGUCAGAUAAUGUCAAAAUUGUCAUUUUGACAUUUAAUGUCAGGUCUGACCAUAGACACUCAAUUUGGAAUAUCAUGUCAUGUAUAAAUCAAUAGUUUUACUACUACCAUUUGGUUGACUGAGAGAAUGCCAGGCAUUGAGCCUGCCAUUUGUACAAAUAUUUGGUGCAAUAAUGAAUAAAUGACUACAUAACAGUAGCAUAGACUAGUAGACUAUCAGUAUUGUCAGUAUGUCUGCUGUUUAGGACAGAUUCAGCCUUUGUUUAAUUUCAGGAAAUUAAUCCUAGGGCUUCGGUCUCCUAUUUAAUGCUAUACGUGACGUACGACGAGCGAGUCAAAGGUUACACCAACGUCAACGUCUGAAGGAGACUACAACAGUACAUUUCUAUAGUAAGCAUUGUUGUGACGCGGCCUACAGGGUGACGCUGUACUGUGUUUUGACUUGACUGUGUAUUUUGACAGUCAAUCUCGCUGACGUUCAGAAGUCGUUCCAUUGAAAAACAGUUCUAAAUCCGUAUUCACAAGGCUCAUUUUGAUAGAACGAUUGAGUAAUCGACCCUGAUCAAUCGAGUUGCAACUCAGCAUUUGUUGUCUUGAAGUUUUGUUACGUCGUCCCAUCGAAAAACAGUUCUAAAUCCGUAUUCACAAGGGUCAUUUUGAUAGAACGAUUACUCGAUAGGAUCGCAACUCAGUGUUUUGUUGUCGUUAAAGUUUUGUUACGUGAAUAAGGCUACUGGCCUAAGGUGUUUAUAGGAGACCGUAGCCUAACAGACUUUGUACUCUUAUGUAGGGUGAGUAAAGUGACGCUGACUAUUCUGUCAAAAAAAGUGUAUAUAGACGGCCUUGCACUUCUGACAGGAAAAUCUUGAAACAAUCGGCUAUAAUGAAUGCGUGUUAAUUUGUGAACACAUAAUUUAAUAGACAAUUGUAUCUUAAAGGCAUAGAUUGCAUACUAAAAUCGAUGCGCACAGCUGCUACUAUAGUCUGGUCUGUGAGCACGUAGAAUUUUGUCCAAUGACCCCAAGCUACCCAUCCUUAUCGCUCGCGCGUAAUUAUGUUGCUGUCGCGCUCGCACACUCACUGCGGGCGCCCGUCGCACAGUCGCGACAGCAUGGGGUCAUUGGACAAAAUUCUACGUGCUCACAGACCGGGCUUUAGCUGAUUCAAUAGAUAAAUAAAUAUGUCGGACUUGUUUAAGAUGAUAGGGAUGUAGUUCUAAUUCAUUAUUAUUGCCUUAAAUUAGUAAGUUAUCUCUGUUACUUGUGUUUUUUGUUAUGUCUAGCGAUUUUUUUUAUAAUAAUAUAAUCGUAUGUACUAGUUAGUACUUAUCAGUGUUUAGGUUUCAUAUUAUAAAAUGACAUUGUAAAGUAAUUCGCAGCUCUUAUGUAUCAUAGUUAAUUUAAAUAUUUUCAUAGAGCAGCUCAAAGUAGUAAGACUGGAUGGAUACAGACAGACAAUUGUGAUAUUAUUGUUAGGAUACUCCGUGUAAACAUUUAAUGAAUGACAGAGAAUUUUCGCAAUAAUAGGUUGUGAGUCUUUGAACGUAAAACACAUAAUCGUUGGUUGGUAUAAAAAUACUGUGAUUGUAAUAGAGUCAGUGAUAUGCCAUUUAAAACCACACUUUGAUUGGUUGUUACUGGACAAAUGUCAUGAGCAACAGUUGCGAUAUUACAGAAAUACAUAGUUUGAAGCUCUGCUGUUAUAUUAUCUUCUUUCUUAUUAAUUCUCGUCCUAAUAAAGAUAACUUUUUUCCUUGAUUUUCUUCACCUUAUUUUAUGUUAAUUUUAAAAAUAUUUGAUUUCUUUAAUUUCUUUAUUGCUUGUGCUUUAAAUGGCAAUCCUGGCUCUAAAGAAAAAUCUUGUAAAGGUGGGUGGGCGUAUGACACAUAUCAGACUCAGUUGGUGGAGUUUUCAUCUUAGUUGACAUUUUAAAUCAUCACAUACCGUUCAGUAAAUAGUGCUAUCCCAUAAUACUCAAGUUAUCGGAUUCAUAAGAUAUUAAAAUGCAUUGUUAUUUGUGCUCAAUGAACCAUGCUGUUUUUUUUACAUAAAGCGAUUACUGAUAUUGAUCAUGAGUCGUCAACAAUAAGCUUAUAAUGUGCUUUCGAGGUUGAAGCCUAUAAGGCUUUGUUUGUCUUUGACUAUCAAGUUUGCCGUAUUUUGCUGACUCAUCACUCACACUUUAUUUUAAUUCGUUAAAACAUUCUUUUAAAUAUUUCAUGAUUAAUGAAUCGCCAGGUAAAUGUGCAAUAUAACAUUCAGACUGUAUAGUAAAAUUGUUAAGACAUAGCUGACAAUAUUAUUUAAAUUAAUUAUGUAUAUAGAUAAGUGACAUUUUUUACCUUUGGCUCAAUGUGGCUCAUGAGUGUUAGAUAUAAUGUAGUCUCGUUGGGUUUUUAUUUACUGACUUUUAGCCAAUUUAUUUUGUUUUAUUUUUAUUAUUUUGUAGAAAUGGUCUUGUGGCGUCUAUUGUUAUUAGCCGGAUAUUGUGUAUCAUGAAAAUACAUGUAAUUACCACCAUUUA